GAGAAGAAACUAUUCAAAGGGUCCGUCUACGAUUCCAAGCAUGGCCGACAAAGUUCCGGCAAAGGGGAAGCAGGGAAGAAGCAGAGAAACGUGCGACGUCGCCAUGCCACCGCCGGCAAAGAAACCGUGCGCCCCUGCAAAUGGGAACAACAUGAACCCCUCGAUGACUUCAUCUCAACCAGCAAAUGUGGAACGCUCUCGGGAAAUUCCACAAACCGGCAGACUUACCUCAGCAAAUGAGGCUUCUCAACAACAAAAUGUCCCACCACAUCCAAAUGGAUACAGACAAGGUGCCAACUCAUACAUCGAGUUUUUAGAUCAAGUCUACGAAAUAGCAAAUGUGCUCGCAACUGUCUUCCCGCCAAGAACAGAUCAGCAAAACGGCCAGGCUUUGCCACAAACCGAGGCACCGGCGGAUCCUGUCGGAGGAGGAUAUGCUCCGGAGCACCUUCCUCCUCACCAAGGUGUUCCAGGAUGGUUUGUUCCAAUGCAAGGAUGGACAGCUCCGAUUCGUCCACCCUUCCUUCAAUUCUGCCCAGCUCCUGGCUUCGCACCGACGCCGUGGUUUCCUGCCCCGUACGGCGGACCUCAUCCAGGGUGGUUUGCUCCACAAUACGGAUGGUAUGGCCCACCGCGAGGAUUCCCCUAUCCACCGCCGCCACCUCCAAUGUACCAUCAUCCCAUGUUCAUGGCAAAUUAUAACCCGCCGCAGCAUGGUGCCGUCAACCCAACGCCAUCCAAUGGAGAGGCUCAGAACACGGAUCAUUAGAAGAAAUCCACAAGAUAUAAAUCUCGAAGCAAUUCUGAAAUUCUCAUUAUGUCCCCCCAUCUUAUUUACAACCACAAUUUUUUCUUCUAUUUUACAUCAAUCUUGUGAACUUUCCAAAAUUCUCAUCCUUUCCAACUUUCUCUGCUACUUUCCUUCAUCAUCGAACCAAAGACAAUUCAAAAUUUUCAAUCUACCUUUCCACAUGAUUCCCUCCAUACUUCUUUAAAAUUUUUUUUCAUUUACUCCUAUUCAUUUUGCAAGUAUUUUAUCACUAAUUGUGUCCUCGAGUGCACGUUGUCUUGAAAAUUUGAAUAUUCAAAUUCAAACCAUCUCAUUUUGAAAUAAAAGUAUGAAAUGAAAA
Molecule: messenger RNA, 1130 nt
Organism: Caenorhabditis elegans
Lineage: Eukaryota; Metazoa; Nematoda; Chromadorea; Rhabditida; Rhabditidae
Gene: T13G4.7
Product: U1 small nuclear ribonucleoprotein C
Exons: 6
Coding region: 104-769 (221 amino acids)
Source: RefSeq, marked reviewed